Molecule: messenger RNA, 4493 nt
Organism: Eurytemora carolleeae
Lineage: Eukaryota; Metazoa; Arthropoda; Copepoda; Calanoida; Temoridae
Product: kinesin-like protein KIF13A
Exons: 11
Coding region: 98-4333 (1411 amino acids)
Biological process (GO): microtubule-based movement; cytoskeleton-dependent intracellular transport
Cellular component (GO): microtubule; kinesin complex
Molecular function (GO): ATP binding; ATP hydrolysis activity; microtubule motor activity
Source: RefSeq, a predicted model, not a curated record
AGAUAAGGUUAGUUUUCAACUCGAUGUAAACUAAAACAUUUAAUUUCGUUAUUUCAACUUAUUUCAUCAAAAUGGAGAGUUAGAGACAACAAAAAGAAUGGACCCAGGCACAAGUUCAGAAAAUGUGAAAGUCGCUGUUCGUGUUCGUCCCAUCAAUACAAGAGAGAAGGAUAGCUCCAGGAGUAGGAGUGUAGUAGAAAUAAAUGGAAACCAGGCAUCUCUUCUUAAACUUGGAAAGGGAGAAAGGAAAAAACGGAAUUUUAGUUUCGACUUUUGUUUCGACUCUACAGACCCAAACUCUGAGCAGUUUGCGAGCCAGGAGACUGUUUACAGUGCACUUGGGCAGGAUAUCCUAGACAAUGCAUUUAAAGGUUACAAUGCUUGUCUGUUUGCCUACGGACAGACGGGAUCCGGAAAGUCCUACACCAUGACGGGAUCAAGGACGGAUCCAGGGAUCAUCCCCAGGCUCUGCUCAAACCUAUUUCUGGAGACGGAGAAGCAGGUGGGACGGGAGACGGAGAUCAGGGUUGAGGUGAGCUACAUGGAGAUCUACAACGAGAAGGUGUUUGACCUGCUCGACUUGUCUAUGAGUGGUAAGGUUGGGUUGAGAGAGAUUGAUGAUCUAAUGAUUGAAGGAAACAAGUCUAGAACUAUUGCUGCAACCAAGAUGAACAAUGAGAGCAGUCGUUCUCAUGCUGUCUUCACAAUCAUUCUUACCUUCACGGUCAAAGACGAGGGUACUGGAGUUGUUGGAGAGAAAGUAUCCCGAGUAUCUUUAGUAGAUCUGGCAGGGUCAGAGAGAGCCAACAAAACCGGGGCUGUAGGAGAACGACUCAAGGAAGGAUCAAACAUAAACAAAUCUCUAACUACCCUGGGACUGGUAAUAUCCAAGCUUGCAGAUAAAUCCCAAGGAAAGGAGAAGGAUAGUUUUGUUCCCUACCGUGACUCCGUGUUAACCUGGUUACUGAAGGACAGCCUGGGGGGUAACUCUAGAACUGUGAUGGUUGCAGCACUCUCACCAGCAGAAGAUAAUUAUGAAGAAACCUUGUCAACUCUCAGGUACGCAGAUAGAGCAAAGAGAAUCAAGAACCACGCUGUAAUCAACGAAGAUCCUAAUGCAAGGUUGAUCACUGAGCUCAGAGCUGAGGUGGAAAAACUAAAGAGUAUGCUGAUCAGUGCCGCCCAACCUGAUCUUCUCAAGGAACAGCUAAAUGAGAACGAGGAGCUAAUGAAGAAAAUAUCCUUGACCUGGAUGGAGAAACUAGCAAAGACGGAGAAGAAACAGGUUGAGAACAAGCAAGCUUUAGUUUCUCUUGGCCUGGAGCAGGAUUCUAUUGAACAGGAUCGAUCUAGAUAUUUCUUAGUGAACCUAAACUCCGACCCAGCCCUAAAUGAAAUGCUGGUUUACUAUCUGAAGGAUCGGACCAAGGUUGGAUCCAUGACAGGAGAGGUUCAGCAGGAUAUCCAGCUUACAGGAGUAGGAAUACAAGACGAACACUGUAUCCUGAUCAGGGAGGAGAAUAGACUUUAUCUCCAACCUAUGGAAAAUGCUAGAACCUUCGUGAACGGAAAGGCUGUUCAUGAAAAGGUUGAAAUCUGGGAUGGAGAUAGAAUACUCUGGGGAUUCAACCAUUUUUUCAGAGUUAAUUGUCCGGCACAACCAGGAAGUGAGGAAUCUGCCCGAAUUGUUGGAUGGAAUGAAGCUCAAGAGGAAGUUUUUACAAGUGAAGGAGAAUCCCUCCCACUCAAGGACGUGUUGGAUAAACUCCAGAAGAAAUACGAGGCGGAGAAACUAUCCGCCCUGGAGACCCAGAGGAAUGAUUAUGAAAAGCAGUUUAAGAAGUUUAUUCAGAAUUCAGCGGAAGAGAAGGUGGAGGAAGAAACUGGAGUUAUCAAUUGGCUUUCUAGUUCUAAUGAGAACAGGACGGAUCAGUUCAGAAGAAGUUUGGAAGCUUUGCACGGUAGUUUAAUGAAGGCAGUUGGAUUAGUCAGAGAGGCAAACCAAAUAUCAGAGGAUCUCCAGCGAUCUUGUAAAUUUAAAGUAACUCUACAGAUUCCAACAUUUAAUCUCUCUCCGAAUAAUUUUAAGGGAUCGUUCAUGACGGAACCGACCAUUUUGCUGAGUAAGAAAGGAGAAGGAAGACAAACUUGGAGCCUGGAGAAGAUGGAAAUUAGGAUUGGUGAGAUGAGACAGGUUUAUCAGAGAGUUAAAGAAGGAUCAGGAACUGUGGAUGAGAUCGGGAAAUCGUUAAAAGAUCCUUUUUACGAGGCAGUUGAGAGUCAUUCCUUAGUAGGAGUCGCAAACCUGUAUCUAUCCUCAGUAUUUCAUGAUAUAAUAUUUGAACACUCGGCUCCUAUAAUAUCCCAGGAGGGAAAGAUUGCUGGGAAACUACUGCUUCAAGUUCAACGCAUUGAGGGAGCGUUUCCUAUUGACAGGGUUGGAGAAUGUGAUCAGGAGACAGGUUCUACCUCCACAAUUCACUCCGAGGACACAAAAACCACUGUGGGGUUACGUAUCCGUAUCCGGGCUGCUGUAGGUAUACCACCAGCCCUCUCACACUUCCUAUUCUGUCAGUACAAGUUCUUCAAGGACGAGGAGUACACUGUGGUUCCCUCUAUAGAGGAGUCUAGAAUACUCCAAACUAAGAAAACUUCAGCACUAGAUUUCAGGUUUGAACAUGAAAGGAUAGUUCAGGUUUGUGUAGAUGAAGAACUGCUGGAAUACUGUGAAGAAGGAGCAUUGUCUAUAGAAGUAUAUGGACACAAAGCAAAAGGAUUUUACUCCGCUAAGGAAGCUUUUGAGCAGAAGAGAAAGGCUCAGGUGUUGGCAGACAGAUAUUCUAUAGCUCAUCCUGACUUGUGUUGGAUAUGCUUUGAUCUGAACAUGAAAUGUCACCAUGUUCAGAGUCGUUGGUCGGAGCUGGUGAGAAAACUCGAGCUCUGGGUUGAGAUCCAUGAGAUUGACGAGGAUGGAAGAUAUAUCCCAGUUGAGAUCCAGCAGAGAGAGGAUGUAGGGACAGGAGGAAUCUACCAACUCCGACAUGGACAACAACGGCGGAUGGUUGUUAAAGUCCAACCUAUUCACAACACUGGAAACCUUCCAAUAGUUUGUGAUUCCAUCCUAGCUGUUGAAGUAGGAAACCCAGUAGCUCGGAGUAAACUCCAACGCCCUCUUGACUCCUACCAAGAUGAAGAUCUGAAUAGUUUACUAAGAGAAUGGGCUGCUUCUAUAUCUAGAUUGAAGGAUGAUGUGGAUCAAAGGAUUCAUCAUAUUGAUGAGAAGGAAACCCGAACCUCAGAGGAUACAGAUCUACUCCAGUCUCUGAUAGAUCAGAAGAACUGUAUUGUAGAAGAACUGAACGCAGCUCUGGUACCAGGGGAAGCUUCCAAUGGAACAAGAUGUGCAAAGUUAGGAAUGGAAAAGUUGACUCCAGUACUGUUUUUAAACUUGUCCAGCAUAGAUUCUCCGGAAUCCUGUACAGAACUGGAUGACUAUCUCCCGGUUCUGUCCGCAGGUUCAGUUCUACCCAAAGAGCAUGGGGAUAAGUUCUUCUCUCUUCCUAUCCUUGAGAACCUGGAGAAAAUUAUUGGAACCGUUGCUUCCUGGGACUCCUCCGUACAUAACUCCGUUUAUUUAAACAGGGUUACAGCGGAGCAUGAGAGAUUAUUCCUGAUUGUUAAAAUAACAUUAAGACUCACAGACCCAACCCCUGUUGAUAUAAUUCUCCGAAAAAGAAUUUGUUUCUCUGUGUACAAACGACAUUCUUUUGUGAGUAAGUUCCGGAAAAGUCUGGGAUAUUCUACUCCGAACCUACUAAAGAGCACUGGAGUAACAUAUGAGAUAGUUGGGAAUGUCCCGAAAACGUUUAGCUCUCUAGAGAGUGUGGAGGAAGAUACAGAGGAGAAUAUUGAGGAUUCAUUCUUUGAUAGUUACACCCAGGCAGUGUCUGCUGUUGAAACUAUCCUGAACCUUGAGAGGAUGAAACAGCAAGAUCUUGUGUUGGAACUUCUAGCAAGGAAGGAAGCAUCAUUUCUUCCCUUCCCUCAUAAUCUAUCCAAAUCUUUCAGUUCGUCGACCUUGGGCCUCAACAACAGGUCUAUGUCUUUACUAAACCUUGGUGGAGUUACUAGAGGGAAUUUAUCUGGGAGCAUGCACAGCCUAAACCAGGAUACAAGGCCGGGAAGACGAUCUUUUGAGGUGUCUUUUGAGGAAAGAAAGCAAAAAAGAUUAUCUCUGCCAGGACGGCAUCUAGGUGGACUAGGAGGAGGAGAAGCUACUACUUCCAGGAGAUCCAUGAUGAUACUCACAGAGGAGGAGGACGGGAAUAAAUAGUUCUCUACAAUGAUUAAUUGAUUUUAAUAUCUUAGUUUGUAAAAUAUUUUCAUGUUUCAAAUUAUUAUAUAAAUGAAAAAAUACAUGACAUUUUCAGAUGUUUAUAGUAGUAGCUGGGAAAGGAAAUGACUGUCUGAAUCUGACCCUUAUAUCUUUUCAA